CUCAUCUCAAGCAGAGAAAUCUGUGAAGCUUGCAUAUUAUUUAGACAUGCAUACACUUAACAAAACUCCGGAAGAAAAUGGUUAAGUCAUGACUGGCAUAGUGGCAUUGCCUCCAACCAUCUAAUACCAACUGGCAUACUUAAGUGAGAAGUAAAUUGAUUUCAAACAUACAAAAUGCAUUCAUUUGAUCAUACUACUAAUUUCCCAAAUGUCAUUUCUGAUUUAAAGUCUUUAAAUCAAGCAUGGUGUACUGCAAAUUUAUUGAAACAGAGGAGGAAAAGUUUAUAUGUUUAUCAAAUGAUAGAUAAAUGGAUGCAAAGAUGGUUAAAAAGCGAAGUAUGUAAUGAGAUAAAUUUGAAAAAAUCAUAUCAAGAGCGUAGAAUAAAAGAGUUACCUGAUGAUGACGAAUUUAAAAUAAAAGUGAUUAAAAAAGGGAGAAAAUCAGCACAAGGCAGAGCUUUAAGUGCAAAUGCUCCGUUACCCUUAAAACAACAGAAAAGAAAAGAAAAAUUAAUACGCAAGGCUCUAGAAUCGUUGCCUAACAUCGUUGUUAGUCAGGAUACUGUAACUCCAAGUGACGGAAUCUCUUCAACUAGUACUAGCCUAAAUCAGUUGUCCACUAGCAUAUUUACUGACAAUAAUGAGAAAUUUAGUGGUGUAAAUUAUAAAAACCUUGAGAAAUAUAAAGAAAUCUUUGGAUACGUCAAAAAACACUCACCAUCAUCAAGUGAUCAUCCGGAAGAGAAUGUAGGUCCCUUCGAUUCAAACGAAGUCUUCAGUUUCCGUACUAAAACAUCAUUGUCGGACAGCUCAAUGCAAUCAGUCGACAGAAAAAUAUCUAAUACACCCGAGAAAUCUGAAACAAAUAUAUUAAAUAAUACAAGAGAUGCAGGUAGUUGGGCUAGUCGACAAAUUCGUAUACACAGUUUUGAAACAAAUCAAAGUGAGUCAUCGCAAACGACUACCUCUGGAAAACGUACUGUAAUAACCAUUAAAAGGACGCGCUUCUUUCUACCAUCACAAAAUGAUAAUAGUUUAACGAGUCCUAUAAAACAUCAACAUCCCCUAAAAUCAAACACUAAUGUAACAGUAUGUCCUGGAAAUGAUUCAUCGUCGAUGACUGAUAGUCAAAAAUACGUCAGUAACUCAGUGUCAACCAAAAUGUUGCCUCUAUCAAACAAUGAAAUUAGCUGUAUUUUUGACAGCAGUAGCCGUAUUAAUAAAUACAAUGAUUUAGAAAUUUUAAAAGGUACCAAAUUAGGUAGGGAUGAACUGAGGCAUCAUGAACUACAACAUGAUAUCCAGAGGUCAGUACAAAAGUGUUCAUAUAAUACAAAGGCUCUCUGUCAUGGUGAAAAUUCAGAUAACAUUAGUGACAGUAUAACUAAAGUAAGUAAAAAGUCCUGUAGAAAUAAAGCUUUAAAAAACAUUAACUCUUCUGAGAAAAGUACUCAUUUACUAUGGUCAGAUAAUAGCCUGUUGGGUGAUAGCUAUGACACACAAGAUCCCAAAACUAUUACUGACAAAACAAAUAGAAUUACAACGUCAUCACCGGUUUUACAAACCGCACAAGUAGGAUUUACCAAAGCUUUUAGUACAUCGCCUACAAACUUCUCAUAUGCAACUGAAAAUUGUACCAAAAAACAGAUAUUUAAACAAAAUAACGAUGCAGCUCUCAAAAGACUGUAUGAAAAAUUAACAAGAGUACGAAAACGGUACUGGUCUCGUUUAAGAGAAUCUCCAAUAAAUUUCAGAAAAUACACUUGUCGAAACGUGCCUAGUAGUCGGUGUAAUCUCCCAUCAUACUCGCAAGAUAGAAAUUCAAUGAAAUCUACAGUACUGUCUCAUAAUAAUAAUAAAGUGAGUGGCUUAUAUAAGUCGAUGUCGCCACCCAGAAAAGUCAAAAAGUCCCAGUACAAUAACAAUAGCUUUGACAAUACUAACUCAGAAAAAUCAAAGGGGACAUGUACUGCCGAAAGCGCUACUCUAGGUCAUCAGACAAACAGCAUGUCAUCGACAUCACUAGAUGGACAAUGUCUUUCAAACCCAAAAAACAUUUCAGAACAAAACAGUGAGAAAUUAAAUGAUCAUGCUAGUGACCGUCUCGAAAUUACAGCUGGAGGGGCAGAAAUACCACUAGUGAACAUUGAAGACCUUACAUCGUCUACCUUAUCAGAAGAUUUCAUUAAAAAUCACUAUUUUUGUAUACCUCAACCAGCUGAUGAUACAUCAGACACGUUCAGAUUCUCCGUACUCUCAGAAUUUCUUCAUUCUACAUCAGAUGAACUCAUUGCAUACAAGCAAAAACCUAGACCAGGAUUAGCUACAGGUCAUAAGCGCAUUCAAAAUUUGGAAAACAAUGAAGAAGACAAAGCAACACAAGAAAAUACUGUCACACAGAUAGCUGAAUUGAAAAGCAAUGAAACUGCUAAAGAAUACGAAGCCGAUAGUUUAGAAGCUGUCGAUUCAUUGCCGACAUCAUUCCAGGAGAUAAAAGCAUAUGAUUCUCCUCAGCCCGAGUUAGAAUCUACUGUUGAGCCAAAAAUAAUCAAAUGGGAGUCACAUAGGUCAUUUCAUCGAAGCAGAUAUGAAUACCAAAGGCCAUUUCGUUAUCAUUUGCAAUCAGUAUUAACAAGAAGCGCAGCCAUUAAAACAAGUAGACGAACUAGAGUGGUGUCAUCAACCAAACUCAGUACAGUGUCUUCACAGUUAACAAAUAAAAAAUCUGCUAGAAAAAGUGGAACGUCUAAACCUCGAUCACUUAGUCAUGAUAAAGGUAGAAAAGCAAGACGAAUGGAUAAGUCUACCAGAAGGCAACCUGCGAUAACAAGCUUAUCUAGCAAGCAGAGUAAUGUAAAAAGUACAGGCAAAAGAAGUGGCAGAAUCAGGACAAAACACCGGAGAUAUUUGCAAAAGAAUAAAUCACCCAGAAAAGUUAAGCGUAAUCAAGUGAAACAACCAGAAAAAGCUAUGCAACCACUAAAAAAAUUACAGCGUAAAUCAAACGUUAAUUUAGUGCGUAAAACAUGUGGUAGCUUAAUCUCUCAAUCUGACAUUGAAAACUCAUACCAGAAGCUAAAUAAAUUCAAUUCUGAUAUGAAUCGCCUAUACAAAAUACGACAACAUAUGGAGAAUUCAAAAACGAAACCGUCCAAUUUUACACAAACUAGAAAAACGAAGCUCAAAGACAAAAGUAAUAGUGACAAACGAAAAGCAUACCAGUCGGAAUCAGGUCAUAACAAUUAUGAUAAUACAUAUGACUGUCAAUCAACUGAAAUAACAACAAAGGAAAAAACUAUUCCUUCGACUCAAUGCUUUAAGCUGUAUAAACAUACUGCAAGUAAGAAAGGUAAAAGCGAAGAAAUUGGCCACAGUUCGAGUCAAGCUCAAAAUCAACCACACAACAGAAAGAGAAACAAGUCGCAACAAAAGUCAAUGAAUAAACAAGUUAAAAACAAAAAACAAAAUAAUUACAAAUUGCUGACAGAAGCUAAUGUAAAUCAAAGAGAUGGCGACAAAGUCAACAAUACUGGCUGCUUUAAUGAGAGGUUUGUCCAGAUGAAAAACCAAUUUGGUUUUACUGCCUAUCUAACUGUUAUUCCAUAUGAAAUCGAUGAAAUUGUUCUACCCUUUAGAGCAAAUAAUAAAAUUCACUGUAAACUUAAACAGAUUUAUUCAUUUCUUGGCGGCUUAGACAAGAAAUUACUAGAAGAUAUGCCUGCACAUAUUAAAAGUAACAUAAAAGACGUCAAUGAUGAGAUUGAGAAUACAACGUCUGGUAAUAACAUCAGCUUAAGAAAUCAAAAUCGUUCUGCUUAUCUUGAUGAAGUGAACAACAGAAAAAGAACAAAAAGAAAGUCAAUACUAGUGAACUGUUUCCCAGAAGGUGAUGUAAAGAUGCAAAAUAUUAAGUUAAUACCAGCAAACAAUAAUGCACCGAGUGUUUCAGCAAUUCAAAACACCAAUCUGAGUUAUCCAACUUAUUUACCGAAAAUCAAUGAAAAUACCUCAGAAUUUUGGUAUAAACUUUUAUACACAUGCAAUGAUACUCGACUGUCUAAUAUGAUUGAUGAAUUAAAACAAAUCACUGAUAGGCGCGUAUUUGCUAUUGAAUGCAAAUGUAAGUGUCGUAUUAUACUAGAUGAAAAUACAAUCUAUUCAGUAACUGCUCUUCCAUGUAUGCAGUUACGUAUAGUUUCUAACGAACUGAAAAAUGUACAAAAAGCCCUGAGCGAAUUAGAAAAUCAUUUUCCGAAUGUAUAUAAGCAACUUGUGUUCACUGAGAGAUUUCAUGCGUCAGACAGCAUUGGAUCAAGUAGUAGUCUUCCGAUGACUAAAUCUUUUCUGAUGAAAUCGAUUCCGCAGGGAAUUACAAGGCCGUCAUUGAGUACAAUGCAAAGAUACAUAUCCAUUAUAGAGAAAACAAGACAAAUGCAGAAAACAAAAACACCGUAA
Molecule: messenger RNA, 4455 nt
Organism: Trichobilharzia regenti
Lineage: Eukaryota; Metazoa; Platyhelminthes; Trematoda; Strigeidida; Schistosomatidae
Source: the annotation of a GenBank genome assembly